UCCAUAAACCUCUGGAGUAAGCUAAAUUAAUAGGAUCACACUUAUAGUGUUUUCGCAAUUUCAGCCGCAAACCAAGUGAGAACUGAACUGUCUUGGUUUGGGAAACAUUGGUCGCGACUCGCGACCAACCAGAACCUCGGCAUUUUGAAAUGAUGGCCAGUUUUUUUAACAUAGAAGACCGUCAAGACGCGGUUAAGUUAGUCUCGUUCAGUCAAGAAGACUAAUUGCACACACGGCAUGCAUAUUAUACAAGGACGCACUGGUGUGGAUGUGCGCUGCAGUGGUCGCAGCCCGAGGCCAUCGCAGGCAUCUGUCCCACGUCAAGCCAACAUAGCUAGCUUUUGUUUCUUUCCAACUUCUGGGUUUCUUGCAUUGAGAUUUGGCGCCAAACAUGUGGCAGAAAGCAAGAGCCUUAAGUAUAUAUAUAGCCCAGUUUUUCAUGUAUAUAUGCAUCCCCAUUUGGAUAGCUGUAGCUGGUAUUGCUUAGUGCAUUUACUCUACAUAGAUCAGUUUGCUCACUUUCUGCUGUGAAAGCAUCUUCAACCUCAGUACGAUUGAUCAAGCUGCAGGGGAACAUCAAUCAACAUGGAUGUCGCCGCUGUGGACAAGAAGAAGAAGGUGCUGCUGGCGGAGGGGCUGUUGCUCCCGGUGAGCAUGGUGCUGGUGCAGGCCUUCACCAUGGGAGCCCUCAUCCUGUCCAAGCUUGCCUUCAACGUCGGUAUGGCGCCUUUUGUCCUCCUCGCCUACCGCAACCUCAUCGGUGCCAUCACCGUUGCACCCUUCGCCUUCUACUUUGAGAGGGAGAUGAUGAAAAAGGUGAACUUGAAGGUAUGGGGCUGGAUCUCCAUCAACGCUUUGUUUGGAAUUGUGCUAGCAAUGGGACUGCACUACUACGGCCUGCGCGCCACCAAUGCGGCCUACACUGUCAAUUUCCUUAAUGUGAUCCCCGUUGUCACCUUUAUCAUUGCUAUAAUACUCCGAGUAGAGCGGCUGAAGAUUGCCACAUGCCCAGGCAAGAUGAAGGUCAUCGGUGCGGCGAUUUGCGUGGGGGGGACCAUGGUGAUCAGCAUGUACAAAGGCAAGCUGCUGCAUCUCUGGCCUACCCACCUGCUGAAACCGCAGCUGCAGUCGGUUGGUGCGGCAUCCUCUGUCCCUGACCACCACAACAUGCUCAUCGGCACACUGUUCUUAGCCGGCAGCUGCCUCAGCUACGCCUUCUGGUUCAUCAUACAGGUUCGAGUGUCCAAGGAGUUUCCGUCCAAGUACUUCUCGACAAUGCUGGCGUGUGUGUCGGGGACCGUGCAAGCGGUGGUGAUCGGGGUCAUGCUCGACAGGCGUCCAAUGGCAUGGGCGCUCAAUUGGAAUCUGCAGCUGCUCACCGUCGUUUACUCGGGGGUGUUCAACACUGGCAUCACCUUUUGCUUGAUCUCGUGGGCCGUGUCUCGUCGCGGGCCAAUAUAUCCUUCCAUGUUCAACUCGCUGUCACUGAUAAUCACCACGGUCCUCGAUUCGGUGCUGCUUGGCACAGAUGUCUCUGUGGGGAGCUUGCUGGGAGCGCUGCUGAUCAUCAUCGGGCUGUAUGCAUUCCUCUGGGGGAAAGGGAAGGAAACACAAGAGCAGCGCAAGCAAAGCAGAGAGGCGGCGAACGGAAACGGGAGCGCGGCAGGUAAUGGGCUGGACAGCGUGCAGGUUGGGAAGCACGAGGUGCGAAUUCGCGUGGAAGUGAGCUAGCUAAUUAUACAGACACAUAUAUAGACAGUAUUGGCGCAGAAGGCAGAUGAAAGGAGUCAAAUCAAGAUGAACAAAUCUCUGAGAUCAGAUGUAUAUACAUAUGUAUGUAUGUAUGUCUUAUGCAGACUCUUAUUUUUUCGAGAUAAGAACAACUCUAAUAGAUUCUUUAAAA
Messenger RNA from Triticum aestivum (bread wheat), 1903 nucleotides. Its product is annotated as WAT1-related protein At1g09380. Bases 586 to 1731 code for a protein of 381 amino acids. Gene Ontology annotation, cellular component: membrane. Gene Ontology annotation, molecular function: transmembrane transporter activity. NCBI's taxonomy places the organism in Eukaryota, Viridiplantae, Streptophyta, Magnoliopsida, Poales, Poaceae. The record is from RefSeq and is a predicted model, not a curated record. The transcript is spliced from 7 exons.